AUGGGCGAGAAAGACGGAGAGAAGAAGGCGGCGGCGGAGGUAGGAGAGAAGAAAACGGCUGCGGCGGAGCCUAUUGGGGGACCUAAAAUUAAUUUCUGCGCGUGGUCCCAAUUUCUUAUGAAAGGCGUGGAGAAAGUGAAGGUCGAUUGCGGGUCAAACAAGUUGACCGUGACGGGCCACGUGGACCCCUCGUGGCUCCGCGAGAGGGUUGAAUACAAGACCAAGAAGAAGGUGGAGCUCGUCUCCCCUCAGCCCAAAAAGGACGGCGGCGCAGCCGCCGUCCCCGCCGCCGGCGACAAGAAGGCCGAAGAGAAAUCGGAGAAGAAGCCCGAGGAGAUAAAGGCUGAUGACAAGAAACCCAAAGAGCCUGCGGUUACUACAGUGGUGAUGAAAAUCAAAUUGCACUGUGACGGUUGCGCGCAUAAGAUAAAGCGCGUGGUCUUGAAGAACGUUGACGGGGUUAAUUCGGUAAAAACCGAUGUAGGCAAGGAUACCGUCACGGUCACCGGCACAAUGGACGUGAAGGAGCUCCUAGCCUACUUAAAAGACAAGCUCAAAAAGGGCAUAGAGAUUGUUCCCCCCAAAAAAGCCGAAGACUCCUCGAGUGGGCCCGCCAAGAAUGAAAAAGUCGCCGGAGGAGACAAAAAGCCUGAAGUCGGGCCCGCCACCGGUGGGCCUGCUAAGGAGCCGAAACAAGCCGAUGCUGCCAAGGAGUCGAAACCCUCCGGCGAAGAGUCGAAAAAAGUGGAAGUCAACAAAUUAGAGUACAAUAGCUUCGGCCCGUUAACUCACUACGCGAUGCCGAUUUACAACCAGAGUUACGCUAACCAGGAUUAUGGCCUGGAUGUCCACCAUCCUAGUAGCUUCGUUAACCGUGGUUAUGCUAACCAGGGUUAUGCUAACCAUGGUUAUCAUAGCUCUAACUACGGUUACCCACAAAUGGGCUACGUGAUGCAGUAUUCGCAAGGCCCGCCACCGCCGCCGCCAACGUACGUGGACGAUCGAAUGUUCAGCGACGAGAACCCGAACGGGUGCUCGAUUAUGUGA
Messenger RNA from Striga hermonthica, 1047 nucleotides. NCBI's taxonomy places the organism in Eukaryota, Viridiplantae, Streptophyta, Magnoliopsida, Lamiales, Orobanchaceae. The record is from the annotation of a GenBank genome assembly.